Styela clava is the source of this 2969-nucleotide messenger RNA. RefSeq lists its product as uncharacterized. Lineage: Eukaryota; Metazoa; Chordata; Ascidiacea; Stolidobranchia; Styelidae. Gene Ontology annotation, molecular function: protein binding. The record is from RefSeq and is a predicted model, not a curated record.
UAAAUAAAUCAUUGACAUAGAUAUUGAAUAAUAAAGCAAAUCAGUACUAAUGUAGAACUGAAAUGAAUACUAAACUAUCAAACACAUCUCAAAGUGCGAUGUUACUAGAAGAAGGUUUAGACAUUGAUGCCGCAAGCAAUGGCACAAACCCGACCCCUAUUAUUUUAGAGGACACUGAAAUUUUAGUAAAUGAUUUUUUAUCGUAUGGAAGAUUACAAGAAAUAACAGGACAUGGUGAUCUUGAAAAUGUUACUAUGGUUGAAAUGAUUGUAAAUACUACAGAAACUACUAUGGGAGCGUUUGGAUCAUAUCUACCAAAAUUGAAACAUUUAAAAUUGAGUAACAGUGUUAUUCCUUCAGUACGAGACAUUGGGACUUCGCUCUCACAUUUGAGUGUUUUAUGGAUGUCUUGCUGCGGCCUUCGCGACGUUGAUGGCAUCGCGUCUAUGAUAUCAUUAACGGAGCUAUAUCUUGCUUAUAAUGAUAUUGAAGACAUCAGUCCGCUCAGUUUUUUAGAUAAUAUUGAGGUUCUUGAUAUGGAAGGGAAUCAGAUUACCGAUAAAGAACAGUUUGAUUAUCUCGCUAUGCUUAUGAAGCUAAGAACAUUGAGCGUCUCGGGUAAUCCAGUUUGCCAAAUAUUAAACAAAGAAGCUUUAAGAAUUCUAGAAGAUAAUUCAUUCCAAAGCAGUAUCGAUACCAUGUCAUAUCGAGAAGUAAUAAUCAAAAAACUUCCUCAAUUACAAUAUCUUGACGAUGAAAAGUGCGAAACUUAUGCGGGUACGCAUUCUCCUUCUUCAUCUGAGCGACCUUCAACUGCAUCUCUCGCCGCUUCGUCCCAUUCCCAAGAAGAUAUUGAUCUUAUAAAUACAGCAAUAAAAGAAGGCCUUAUUUCUGAGGAAGAAACUAGUAUAUUUGCUCCCGUGGAAAAUAAUUUUUCCCGGCCCGGACUGGAUGGAAACAAUACAAGGCCGGGUUCGGCAAGAUUGAGACGACCUGGUUCAGCUUUGAAUAGACCUAUGACUGCAAGUCCUUUGGGUCGAUCUUUACAUAGUCCAUCAACACGGCCACAAACUGCUUUUUCUGGGGGACGAAGUGAAAGCGCAGGGGCAUUGCGGGCCGAAGCAAUACUACAAAAAGCAUCAAAUGCUCAACGACCGACAUCUUCAGGCUCUGGGGAUGUAAAUCUCCAAGAUGAGUCAAGUACUUUGACAUUUGGGGACGUCAUGUGUGGAAACCCAAUCAAAGCAUUAAGAGCAAGAAAAACAAGCCCUAUGCCGGUUUUAUCAAUUCUACAAAAUGAUAAUAGUACACGCCCACUUCCGACACGCCCAGCAACCGCUGCAACAUUUCGCUCACGGCCAUCCGUAGAUCAAUUUCCUGAUGAACAAAUGGGUGACAUUUUCUCAGAACUUAGAGAAUGGCGAGCAAAACAUGAAGAGAGAAUGACAGCGAUAAAAUCUGAUGUUCAGGUUUUAAAAUUGGACAAUGCAACCUCUAGUGACGAUAUUUCAAUUGAUUCCGAUGGAACAGAAUCAGAUACAGACGAGAUUUUGGAUUUAGAUUCCAUCCCCGGACUAAAUGAUGACAAUAACAACUCAGAAACAAAGUUCAAACCAGAAAACUCAUUUCCAAACACAAGUUUUAGUACUUUCGGACAAAACCAAAGACAACUACGCUCCCCACCACCAAAAAAUCUCAGUCCGUCCAGUAUGGGAUCUACUCUUUCUCCAAAAAGUUCUCCCCGCAGUCCAAGGAGUCCUCUAUUUUCCUCUGCUCAGUUUGAUUCAGCUUCCGUACCUGUUCUGAGAGGAUCUCCUAAACCAAGAAGUCCAGUAUCACCAAACCAAUUCAACCCACGCCACGUACCAGCACCGCCCAAAGUUGGAGCACCAAGGCCGAGAACAGCUGCUGAUUUUAGACUACGAAGAUCGUUAGGCGCAAGUCACGACCCUUUUGUACCGUUAACUUCACCUAUGACUCUUCCACAAGCAUUAUCUCCAAAUAAAAAUCAAAAACGCGGAAAAGUAAAUCAAUGAGCCAUUAUAGUAAGGAAAGGUUAACUUUGGCUCUUGGCAAGGCUGUGGAAACAGAUAAAAGAUCAAGUAACCCAUUAAUAGUUUUGAGCUGGGUGGAUAAAAAUAUUGAGUGUAGAUCACUCAAGACUUGGACUACAAAAAGCCUUACUCUAUAUCAGUUGGAAAUGAUAAACUAAUUUCUAAGCAAAGUGAAAUUUUUAACUCUAGUGCGUUUAAAGUUUGAAUACGAAAACUUGAAUUCAAUUUCAAGGUCAGAUUCAACUGUACACUCCUGAUUUGUAAAGCACUCCACAUAAUAUGUGGCUUCUGCUUGGCUAAUGGACCGCUUAUUAUCGAGUACCUCACUUUACUUCAACACAGACUAUGGUUGUUUUAUUCAACUGUUAAAAAAAUGAUUAAUAUUAUGGACUUUCAAAAUAUUUUUCUCAAAGAAUUUCAGUUAUAUGGAGUUAGCUUUAAAUAGCUAUUUGCUUUAUAGGCUGGCAUUGACCUUGCUUACAAUUUCAUAUUGCAUCACUAUAUUUCUGUAGGUUUCUAAGAUUUGGUGAAACUCAUUGGUUGGUUAUGACUUCGCUCAAAUGCAAGUUCAUGCCUUGCUAAUAUAAUUUUUUAAUUUAAUUUGUUUAUCACACCAGGCCGUUAAGGGCCAUAUCAUAAAUAAACACAAACAAAUAUGGGAAUUCAUAAGGGUUUAUGUAGCAAUUGUUAAGUCAUUGGUUGUUUGUGAUUUUGCUCGUAGUCGAGUUUACCCUACUUUAAGCAAAUUCUUAUAAAAAUAUAUAUAUACGAGUAUGGCAAAAUAAUAUAUACAUAUGUCAAAUAUCAGGGUAUUUGUUGCUGGUGACAUUGCUUAAAGGUGAAUUCCGUUUAUUUUGAGUCUCUGCCUGUGACCUUGCUAUGAACAAAUAUGAUAAAAAAUACAUAUGGAAUGCA